Molecule: messenger RNA, 1437 nt
Organism: Syzygium oleosum
Lineage: Eukaryota; Viridiplantae; Streptophyta; Magnoliopsida; Myrtales; Myrtaceae
Product: receptor-like protein 6
Exons: 2
Coding region: 16-1437 (473 amino acids)
Molecular function (GO): protein binding
Source: RefSeq, a predicted model, not a curated record
CCAAAGCAGAAAAUUAUGGCAGCCUUAUCAUUAUAUCUGCUGCUUACUUGGAUGUUCCUAUUUUCUCUCUUUCGAACUAGGUUUGCUGAGGUACUAUGUCAUGCGGAUGAGAGCUCUGCCUUAAUGGAAUUCAAUAGAAGUUUCAGAACCGACACAACAGAUUGGCGAUGCGUUUAUCCAAAGGUCCAUUCCUGGUCACUAGAUGGAAGCGGAGAUUGUUGUUCGUGGGAUGGCGUCGAAUGUGAUGAGGUCACUGGCCGAGUGAUCGCCCUCGACCUCAGUAGCAGUUGUCUCUCGGGCACCAUGAGGCCCAACACCACUCUCUUUCGACUCGUUCACGUGGAGUCGCUCAAUCUUGCUUUCAACAGCUUCAACUUCUCCCCAAUCCCGUACGGCUUCAGCAAUCUUUCAAGGUUACAAUACCUUAAUCUCUCCAUCUCAGACUUUUGUAGUGAAAUCCCUCGCGAUAUCUCGCAGCUCUCUGGGUUAGUUUCUCUCGAUUUGACCGCUUCUUGUGAGACACUUCAUUUGCCCAACAUGGGCGACCUUGUCCAUAAUUUGACUGGGCUAAAAGAACUUUUUCUUUCUUCAGUAAGCUUGUCAUCCCCUUUCCCUCCUGUGCUAGCGAAUUUCUCUUCCUUGACAUCGCUUGGGCUUGCAUCUUGUGGAUUGAAUGGAGACUUUCCGGUCAACAUUUUUCAGCUGCCAAACUUGGAAAUCCUUGACAUUCAUGGCAAUUCCAACCUUUCUGGUUUUCUUCCCAAACUGCAUUGGGGUUCUCCAUUGAAAUCCAUAUACCUUUCCAAUACCAAUUUCUCGGGAGAAAUACCCGCUUCGAUCGGAAAUCUUAGUCUCUUGACUAAGUUAGAUGCUAGUGAGUGCUAUUUUUCGGGAUCACUUCCCUCUUCAUUGGGUAAUCUUUCUCAUCUCACUGCACUAGUCCUUCACAGAAAUACCUUGCAAGGUCAAAUCCCAGUUUCCUUUGCUGAUCUUACCCAGCUAUCGGUGCUAGCGCUCUCUUCCAAUAACUUGAGUGGUGAUACAUUGGAGUGGGUGGUCAACUUGACAACACUUACCUUCUUGGACAUUUCAGGUAAUAGUUUCUUCCUCUCUGCCGGUUCGGUCAGAUCUCUUUCCUUCUCUCUCUGCAACUUCAUGGAACCACCGACCUCUCGAGCUCCACGCCGCUCGCUCCCUCCCCGACCACCACCAAGACCCUCGUCGCGACGGCCACAAGCUAAACCAGAAACAGGGACUUCCUCCUCCACCUCAAGGCCUACCUCGCCAAGCGAGAUGCCACGAAGAUCAUCCUCUCCUCCUCCCUCCUGCCCGAAACCCUACCCCCUCCAUCAAUGGCCGCCACUCGCGUGUUCUGUCGAAGAUCAGCGCGUGGGCAGAGUUCAUCGGGUACAUCGGGAGCGUGAAUCUGAAAAUUAG